Messenger RNA from Syzygium oleosum, 2222 nucleotides. RefSeq lists its product as uncharacterized. Gene Ontology annotation, molecular function: zinc ion binding. Lineage: Eukaryota; Viridiplantae; Streptophyta; Magnoliopsida; Myrtales; Myrtaceae. The transcript is spliced from 8 exons. The coding region runs from base 165 to 1706 and encodes 513 amino acids. The record is from RefSeq and is a predicted model, not a curated record.
AUUUAUACAUCCCCUGUUCCUCCCUCCUCCCCCUGUUUCCCCCCAUACUUUCCAUAACUCCUCCCUCCUUUCCUGCUUUACCCUUUUCCUCUCUCUCUCUCUCUCUCUCUCUCUCUCUCUUUCUUUGAGCGGAGCUAAGCUGAGCGAGCUUGGUAUACAUAACAAUGGAAGCUCCUGACAAGGCCGCGGAGAGAGCAGAGUCCGAUUCUGUUUCACGUGAAGUGACUGUUGCUCUGCCCCCUCCUCCGCCGACGGUCGAUAAUGCCGUGAGAAUAACUGAACAAGCCCCACAAGUUCAUCACUGGAGGCGACAAAACCUCUUCCUCGACAUACCCUCGCGAAAGGAGGCAUCUUCUCGAGAUACCCUUGUGAUAGCCAUGCCGAUAACGCCAAGCCCCACACCCAGGAGAGUGAAUUUCCUGUUGACACCGAAUUCCAGUUCUAGCAAAGCAAGAGUUAAUGGAUCGCCUGGUCCCUCUUCAUCUAGAACCAGAUCACCUUUCAAAAGUCUUUUACCAAGAUUAAGCUUCUUGUAUCGGAGUCCAUUAAGUGAUAUUGAGAAAGCUGCCAACAACAUAGAAGGAGCAUCGCCAAAAGUUUCGCAAGAAAAGGCUUCGAUCUCAAGGUCGUUGUCACUUACGAAGAUGUUCACUCCACGAAUUAAGAGAACUUCGUCACUGCCAGUUACUCCAGUCACUAAUUUAAAUCCGGAAUCUACACAAGAUCAAAGUGCCUGUGGUGCUCCACAUCAAAAUAGAAAAGGAUCGCGGAAACAGAUUUCUCGAUCUCUCUCGGUCCCUCUCAACAAAGAAAGAAGCAUUGGAAGGAUGGAUUCUUUCUUCCGUGUGAUACCUUCUACUCCUCGUGUAAUAGAAGGACAUCCUGUGUCCAAUACAUCAACGAGCGAUCCUGAAAAUGACGCUGACGGUGAAGACAUACCGGAGGAAGAGGCCGUUUGCAGAAUUUGUCUGGUUGAGUUAUGUGAAGGAGGCGAGACCCUUAAGAUGGAAUGCAGCUGCAAAGGUGAAAUGGCUCUCGCACACAAAGAAUGCGCCAUCAAAUGGUUUAGCAUCAAAGGUAACAAAACCUGCGAUGUGUGCAAAAGAGAAGUUCAGAAUCUGCCGGUCAUGCUGUUACGUAUUCAAAGUUUUCGAACGUGGAAUACCAGAGCAAGUAGAGUUCAGCCGUUGGAUUUCAAUGGAUACCAGGUGUGGCAGGAAGUUCCCGUGCUCGUCAUUGUCAGCAUGCUUGCCUACUUUUGUUUCCUGGAGCAGCUAUUGGUUGGAAAAAUGGGUACCAGUGCAAUUGCUAUUUCGCUGCCAUUUUCUUGUGUCUUGGGUCUUCUGGCAUCCAUGACUUCAUCGACUAUGGUGAAAAGCAGAUACAUUUGGAUUUAUGCAUCGGUACAGUUCGCCUUGGUGGUUCUCUUUGCUCACAUUUUUUAUUCCUUGGUUCGGCUGCAAGCGGUCUUAGCGGUCCUCUUCGCGACGUUUGCUGGUUUCGGAAUCGCAAUGAGCGUGAGCUCUAUCGUCGUGGAGUUCCUAAGGUGGAGAAGAAGACGGGACGCUCAUUCGGUGCAGUCGCAUGUCUCACAAUCGAUCACUCGGCCGGGUCAAUACCCCAGAACCAUGAUUCCGCCGCGAUUAGGCCCUCUUUAUGGUCAUCAGACCGAAUUAAGCAGUCCGGGGACACAUCAGUGGAGUUGAAGCAACAAGUAACAACUGAUGCAGCAAAAGAAUUACGCCAAGCUCAAGUCGGAUUCCCGGUAACCUUUGUUGCAUGUGCGACACGGAAUUUCUUCUUUGCCCAAACGACACACACCGUAUACGAUUUUACACAUGCGGAUGCAGAAUCGAGAAUGUGUCGUCUCUGUUGCUUGCAGCAAACUUACUGCAGUUUCCCGAGAGAGGACUAGUCGCUAGUGUCUGCAAAUUUGUUUGGGCGGAUUGGUUCUCCUCCAGACAUUCGAUGUUGUUCUGGCUCAUGGGUGUAGUAAUGCUAUAUAUUGUCGGUGCUGAACAGAAUGGUUAUGUCUGAUUAACCAAAGAUAUAGAAACGCCAAAGACAAUUACAGCAGAGUUUUUCUUUUUCCGAAGUAGCAUGGCUCCAUUAGUAUUUGUACAGGAGGACAAUGGCAGCAGGGUCCCUGAGAAAUCUUUUUCUUUUUGGCGUGAUCAAGUCCUCGAACGUUUUUGAUUAGUGCAAUGUUAGUCUUUCCGCCA